Molecule: messenger RNA, 494 nt
Organism: Eutrema salsugineum
Lineage: Eukaryota; Viridiplantae; Streptophyta; Magnoliopsida; Brassicales; Brassicaceae
Product: CLAVATA3/ESR (CLE)-related protein 2
Exons: 1
Coding region: 103-339 (78 amino acids)
Biological process (GO): cell-cell signaling involved in cell fate commitment
Molecular function (GO): receptor serine/threonine kinase binding
Source: RefSeq, a predicted model, not a curated record
CACUCAUACACACCACGUCAACUACUUCACAUUUCCAUUCCAUCUCUCUUUUUAUAUUGCCUCUCUAUACAUAGAAACUUAUUGCAAUAUACUGUAAUUGUAAUGGCUAAGUUAAGCUUCACUUUAUGCUUCUUGCUGAUUCUUCUGCUAGCCUCAGUCGCUGUCGGAAGCCGCCCUCUUGAGCGGAAUCCAGUUGGGGUGAAGGUGAGAGAGCUAAGCCCUACGAUCGAGGCUACGAGACCAUCUUUAGCCGAUGAUCAAGCGGCGGAGAGCAUUGGCAGCCACGGGAAAUCUCCAGAGAGGUUAAGCCCUGGAGGACCCGACCCGCAACAUCAUUAGUUAUUUAGGGUUUACCUUUAUAAUUAAGAGUUGUUCUCAAUUUCUUCGAGAUGUGUAUUUUUCUUAUCAAUAAUUUGGUUGCAAUGAAUCUGUUUUUUUUUUCUUUUGUAAUGAACUUGUGAAUUUUCGUUUGUAAGAUUAUUACAAAAGUAUAA